CGUGCUGUGGUCACUAUCCAAACAUCUACUGCUGCGAUCAGUGUGAUUCAACUUUCCGGAAUGCAGACGGACAUCUAGGCAGCGGUGCCGUGGCUGGAAUUAUACUUGGAGUCCUGAUAAGCCUAGUUAUCAUUUUCGUGAUAUUUGUAUACGUAUAUGGACGAUGGAGACGGGACAAGGACCCCGUCGGCCGUGCCAUGUAUCGACUGUACCGAAUGUCAACUCGAAGGCGACGUCGUCCUAAACCCCAAACAGGACAAAACGGACAGACAUCCCCUAACGGACCCUCUACUAUCUCUGUGUCAAACGGGGGAACACAAAAUCGGGCAUUCAGCGAAGAGCAAGGGACUUAUCCCCGAUCCAGACGCCGCGCCCCUGCAACUGCAGAAACGCCCAUGCAUCAGGAGCAACUUUCAAAACCCCCAAGACCUGGUCAUCUUGAUUCAAGACGAACAGACACAAAUCCAUCUGCACCAAGCGAGAUCAAUAACAUACAGGGAGAUCCGCCUCCUAAAUAUGGAAAUAUCGAUUCCCCUCAAGGUCAAAAUUACCUCGGUUCCAAAGCCAAGCCAUCAAUACCAGUGCAUGAGUUAGAUACCCGGAGAUUGGAAAACCAGCCAAAUACUAGUUACAAGCACCUUCCUCUCGGUGGUAAUGCUCAAAGUUAUGAACCUGAAAAAGUUACACGCAGUGAACAGCAUAGAACCAUGCCUGACAUUACUAAAGCACAUACUGAUCUUAAUGAUAAAUCUUAUCAGGCUUUAGGUAAAAGACAGGACGAGCAUACAUACACAACCCCCACAAAUGUCAACCAACGCGACAGAUAUGAAUUGCCGAAGGACAGGAGAGAAAGACAUAAUCUUAAAUCUGAUUCGAGGCUAGGACCACCAUCACAGUCUCGCCAAUAUAAUGGAGACAGGAAAACGUCACAACCUUCUGACAGACAAUUUCCCCAUCUAUCUGAUAAACAAACAGAACAACAUUCUGGUAACAGAAAUACAUCACACCCAACUCAUCCGUCUGACAAAAAUACCUCAUAUCACCCCGACAGGCAAAUCUCGCAUCCAUCAAACAGAGAUACGUCACAUACGUCACAUCCGCCAAACACGUCGUAUCCGUCCGACAGACAAACAUCACAUCCGUCGACAAAUACAAACAAAGAUGCACAAUAUUUGCGGGAACCCCGUCCUUCUUACCCCUCAACGAAUGAUGGUAGGAGUGGACCUGGAUAUCAUGCCUAUAAUCCAUCUCCAGGGAGGGGCGCCCCUCCAAGGCAGCCUGAGUAUGAGAGCUCGUCAUCUAGACAGGGAAAUCGUGAUUAUCGACCAACAAACGAUUAUCGAGGUGUCAAUUUGGGUAAGCCAGGUGGAACAAGACAGUCACAGAUAUAGACUGACGACAAAGAGAACAAAAAUGUAUCCGUUAUACGUCCUGAACACACACUUGUCGUGCUAAUGACAUUUCUGUUUACUGUUAAAAUGAUCCAGAAGAAUGUGGGGACAGGAUACUUAAUGACCUCUUCACGGUGACA
Molecule: messenger RNA, 1531 nt
Organism: Ylistrum balloti
Lineage: Eukaryota; Metazoa; Mollusca; Bivalvia; Pectinida; Pectinidae
Exons: 3
Coding region: 198-1391 (397 amino acids)
Source: RefSeq, a predicted model, not a curated record